CGAAGGAGGGCGAGUCUAGGGAAAGACGGAGGCACAAUGUCAAUCAAAAUUAAGGAACCGUAAAAGUAGAUCGGUGGGAAGAUCGGCGGCUCAACUGUCUCCUUUGUACCGAAAGUGUUUUGCGGAAUCUAAUAUGCAUCGGGACAAUGAGGAAUACAAAGAUCCGACCCCCCCCAACAGCGUAUCGCUUCACUUUUACAGGAAUUGCACAAAGCGUCUCAUAGAAUCAUAAACUUGGAGUUUCACUUGUCCGCGCUUGUUUUGCCACAGCGUUUCGGUCUGGGAAAGAAAGAUACUAAAGAUUGUUACUCGGGAGGGAAAAAAAUGUGCAUUCGUAUACAUCGUAAAGGAUUGGGAUAUUGAUUUUAAUUCGCGAAAAUCUGGUGUUUUCAUUUCCCUGGAUAACAUUGGUGGUGACUCGCCAUUUCGGGGAAGGAGGUCUCGCCUCCCGAUUACAAACUUCUUUCACUGUUUACGGAAAGGAAGAAGGAGACCAACAUGAGCGGGGGAGAUGUGGUGUGCUCCGGCUGGUUAAGAAAGUCACCUCCCGAAAAAAAGUUGAGACGUUACGCAUGGAAAAAGCGGUGGUUCAUUCUGCGCAGCGGGCGUCUGACCGGCGACCCCGACGUGUUGGAGUACUACAAGAAUGACCACGCCAAGAAGCCCAUCCGCGUAAUUGACCUCAACUUGUGCGAGCAGGUGGACGCCGGUCUGACGUUCAACAAGAAGGACCUGGAGCACAGCUUCAUCUUCGACAUCAAGACCAUUGACCGUGUGUUCUACCUGGUGGCGGACACGGAGGACGAGAUGAACAAGUGGGUGCGCUGCAUCUGCGACAUCUGUGGCUUCAACCCCACCGACGACGAGGCAGCCAAGGCAGCCCACCAUGCAGCCGCGGGGGGCAGCAGUGUGGUGGACGCACCCCCUCAUCCUCUGCUUGGGGGUCCCGCCGCCAUGCUGACCAACGUGCCCCCGCCCUACCAGCCCGUCAGCGUGCGGCACCUGGACUCCCAGUCCAGCCUGGAUGAGCCCCAGGACUACCUGUGGCUGGUCAACUGUGAGAGCAAGAAGCCAGACGCUAACAGUAGCCCCAUCGGGCCUCCCCCUUCCCCCGGGGUGCCGGAGCAGGAGUACCUCCUCCUGGAGGAGUGUGAGAGCCACAGUCCCCAGGCUUGUCCGAGCCACACAGAGUGCUCCAAGUCCACGUCGUCGGAGACGGACCUCAACGACAACCUGCCGUCCCACCGCACCCCCAACUCGUCCACCUCGUCGUCGGGGAAGCACAACGCCGCCCACAACGGCUUCUUCCCGCAGCACGGCGGCCCCGCCUCGGCCUCCUCCAUCUACGACUCGCCGCCGUCGCGCGGCGCCUCGCUCUCCCACGACAGCGGCGGCAGCGGCGCCGGCCUCUACCUGCUGCCGCGCAGCUACUCCCAGGACACGGUGCUGCAGCCCAAGGCGGCCUCGUCCCCCGUGGCCCGCCCGGACGCCGCCAACAGCGACGCCGAUCUCUACGUGUUCAACACGCCGGCGCGCAAGGCCUCGUCCGGCAUGGAGACGCAGCUGCGCAACAUGUCCGUCAGCUACGACAUCCCGUCCACGCCCGGCGCCAACUGCACCUACCAGGUGCCCCGCACGCUGCCGCCGCCCUCCUCGGCGGGGAGUGGCGGCGGCGGGGACGUCGUUGGAGGUAGCGUUGGCGGAGGAGUGGGCGGCGGUGACGUGGUGCCCCCGCCCAGACCGCCCAAGCCCUCGCUGAGCUCCGGGUCCGGGCUGCUGCCGCCGCCGCCGCCGGCCGAGCGGUCGCCCACGGACACGUACUGCGUGCCGCGGUCUGCGUCGGAGGCGGACGGGAACUACUGCGUCCCCACCAGCGCCGGGGUCAAGGCGCUGCGCAGCAACACCAUCGGCCCCAUGGACUCCUCGCGCCUCCGCAAAGAUUUCGGAUCCCAAGACUGCUACGACAUCCCCAGGACUUUUCCGUCAGACAAGACCUGCUCCUUUGACUUCAACGAAAGUUUCAACAGCUACUUUAAAAACAAAGGCAUGAUGCCGGUGGGCAGCCAGUCCAUGGAGGAAGUGGACCAGAACUACGUUCCCAUGAGCGCCAACUCUCCGUCGCACCACCACUCCGGCAGCCUGCCCGAGCCCAUCCAUGAGACCAACUACGUGCCCAUGACCCCCGGCACCGUGGAGUUCUCCUCGCUGGGCAAGCAGGUGCCCCCGCCAGCACACAUGGGCUUCCGCUCGAGCCCCAAGACCCCCCCGCGCCGGCCGAUCCUCAUCAGCGACUGCCAGCCCCCUCCGGUCGACCGCAACCUCAAACCCGACCGCAAAGGUCAGAGUCCUAAAAAUAUAAGAGCAAAGGUUGUCGUAUUAGAACGAACCGACUCCCAAACCGUAGGGGAAUUUCCGAGGCGACGACGCAAGGCAAAGCCCGCCCCAUUGGAGAUCAAACCGCUUCCAGAGUGGGAGGAGCCGUGUGCUCCUGUGCGCUCCCCUGACACGCGAACAUUCGCUAGAGAUCGAGGGGAUUCAACUGGCUGCAAUGGUGGGUUACAUAGCAGUGGCAGCUAUGGUCCCUCCAGGUUCCCCAUGCCCCCGCGGCCCACCUCCAUCCACAGCAUGGCCUCCAGCACCGACUCGGAUGACUGUGACGAGAACUAUGUAGCCAUGCUCUCUAACAUGUCCGCAGACGAACUAAACAUGAAGCUGAGUGCCCCUAAGACAUCGGACGGAGGGAGCAGCCCCCUGGUGAAGCCCAAGGAGGAGAAGCAGGUGGAGUAUCUGGACCUGGACCUAGACCCAGGGAAGUCUACCCCACCCAGGAAGAAGAAGAGCAACGGGACGGGCAUGGCGGCGUCGGACGAGCGCGUGGACUACGUGGUCGUCGACCAGCAGAGGACGCAGGCGCUCAAGAGCACGCGGGAGGCAUGGAACGACGGGCGCCAGUCCACGGAGACGGACGCCCCCGUCAAGGGACCCAAGUGAUCCCCCUCUCCCCGUCACCACCUAGCCGCCCACCCUUUGGUUCCCGUGCGGCUGAGGACGUACUCUGGCGCCUGCGGUCCAACACAUCGCUGAGAUGCUUUGGUCGGUUGGAACCAGGGAAGAGCUCCCUCCCGCAGCCAACUGAACUGGCUUGAGUUUACACUGCGCUUUCGGGGGACGGGGAUGGCUGGUGAGGGGAGGCUGGGACAGGCACUCAGCCCCCUGUGGUGGAUGGUUUCAGGGAAGGGGACGGAGGCGGUGGUUGAAGCCAGGAAUAAGCUGUGUUGUGUGCAGUCUGGAAGCAGGUAGACCGGGAGGUGGAAAGGAAUGAUGGAGAUGGCCUAAGGAGCUGGGAGUCGAACAAAUAACGGAUGAAUCAUAUCUGGACAUUCACUCCCCUACCUCCUGCUUUUUCAACAUGGAAGGGGCUUUUUUUUUUAUUCUGGUCAACUACUGGAGGAAAGAAGGACUGACAUUUCCGUUAAAUGAUGAUGCUGAUGGAUUCUGUGUUGAGGGAGAGAAAAGGUGAAAUGAUAUCCCCCCCCCUUCCCGAACGUCGAUGUCACUUAAUUUCUCCUAUCCUCAAGGGUAUGAGAUUUAAAAAAAAAAAAGACUAAUAUGCUUCGUAUGGACCCAGAUCAGAGGUCAGUUUCUGCAGCUCAUUGAUGAAACAGAGGAUUUUCCAUGACCCUGUUGUGUAGGAAAAUGCCAGUAAGAAAAAGGGCAGGAUAGAGCACCGUUUCUCCAUAACAACAUGUGAUAAAAAUGCCGACAACAGAAAAAUUGCAACAGCCAAUUUUGUGUACAAAAGUGUUAUGUAUAUAAACAACAAAAAAAGUGCCCUUUAUUUGUAAUACGGAAUAUCCCGAGUGUCUUGCUCCUAGGUAUGUGGAUUCUGCAGGGUAGAAUUCUGUGCCUGGCUCAAUGGUAUCAGAAGGUGUGAGAAGGGAUUAAAUUACUGUGAGUUUUCAAAAGAAAGUGACAGGCUUUCUAUAAGUUAUGCACAGGUAUCAAACUUGGGUGAAAGAUAGGAUAUCAGGUACUUUCAUGUUGGGGAAUACUAACCGCUACUUGUUUAUUUAUUUUUUGUUUUUUUUCCCGCUGGAUGUCGCAUUUACAAAUAGCUCCGUGUUCUCACGCCGUGCAGAAAAAUGUGUUCUCAACAAAGCAAACAACAAAGUAAUCUCAACAAAGCGUUAACUUUGAUUACCACAAGUCAGUCAGUUAGUUUCAGGCUUUUUUUGUUUUGCUUGGUCUUUCACUUACUUUUUCCUCUUGGUUUUUAAUUUAUUUCAAUCUGAGCAUUAUACACUCUUGGCUAAUCAUCGGACUGCCUUAACAAGUGCAAACAAACAAAUCAUUUGUAAAUACCGUGUGUACUAUGUUUUUAGCCUUAUUCUUACUAACACUAUCAACUCUGGAGUCCAAAGUCCCAAGCAUGUAUAAGCACCGGAGAUCAACAUUUUUUGCUGUAUAUAUUAUGCCAUAAGCUAUUUAAGCAUGUAGUACUUAUACUGAAAACUGUGCCUAUGAUGUCAAUUUCAUACUAGUUUUUUUCUUUCUUGCAGUUUAGAUGUGAUGUGGACUGCAAAUCUGAUUAUGUUCUUUUUUAAUGAAUCUAGAGAAAUUGUAAAUUUUAAAGUGGACUAAAUAAAAUCACAACAUUUUA
Molecule: messenger RNA, 4660 nt
Organism: Gadus morhua (Atlantic cod)
Lineage: Eukaryota; Metazoa; Chordata; Actinopteri; Gadiformes; Gadidae
Gene: gab1
Product: GRB2-associated binding protein 1
Exons: 15
Coding region: 499-2991 (830 amino acids)
Biological process (GO): signal transduction
Cellular component (GO): cytoplasm
Molecular function (GO): signaling adaptor activity
Source: RefSeq, a predicted model, not a curated record